Molecule: messenger RNA, 2165 nt
Organism: Asparagus officinalis (garden asparagus)
Lineage: Eukaryota; Viridiplantae; Streptophyta; Magnoliopsida; Asparagales; Asparagaceae
Product: transmembrane 9 superfamily member 1-like
Exons: 12
Coding region: 54-1817 (587 amino acids)
Biological process (GO): protein localization to membrane
Cellular component (GO): membrane
Source: RefSeq, a predicted model, not a curated record
AUAGCAGGCAGCGAUCCUCGCUCGUCGGUUCGAUCGCGAGAUCAGACGGCGCGAUGAUCCCGACCGUCCGAUCUCUCCCCCUUGUCGCCGUCGUCGUGCUCUCCCUCUUCUUCGUCGUCACGCUCGCUUCCGAGUCCGAUCACAAGUACCAAGCUGGAGACCGGGUGAUACUUUGGGUAAACAAGGUUGGUCCAUACAAUAAUCCUCAAGAGACGUACAACUAUUACCACCUACCAUUUUGCCAGCCUGCUGAGAACCCUACACACAGAUGGAGUGGGCUUGGAGAGGUUUUGGGUGGAAAUGAGCUGAUUGACAGCCAGAUUGAGUUGAAAUACCGCCAAAAUGUUGAGAAGGCCUCCAUUUGUCCAAUUGAACUUGAUGCUAUGAAGGUGAAGCAGUUUGCGGAUGCAAUAGAGAGCUCAUAUUGGUUUGAGUUGUUCAUAGAUGAUCUGCCAUUCUGGGGUUUUGUUGGGGAGACUGACAAAAAUAACGAGAACAAGCACUAUCUUUUUACGCACAAGAAUGUUCUUGUUAAGUACAAUGGAGAACAGAUCAUUCAUGUCAAUCUUACUCAAGAAAGUCCAAAACUCUUGGAAGCUGGGAAGACAGUGGACAUGACUUACUCAGUUAAAUGGGUACCUACAGAUGUAACAUUUGCACGUCGUUUUGAUGUUUACUUGGAUUACCCUUUCUUUGAGCACCAGAUUCACUGGUUUUCCAUCUUCAAUUCUUUCAUGAUGGUCAUUUUCCUAACUGGGCUGGUGUCAAUGAUAUUGAUGAGAACACUUAGAAAUGACUAUGCCAAGUAUGCUCGGGAAGAUGACGACCUGGAAACUCUGGAAAGAGAUGUGAGUGAAGAAUCUGGAUGGAAGCUUGUUCAUGGGGACGUCUUCCGGACUCCUCGCAACUUAGUUCUUCUUUCAGCUGUUGUUGGUACUGGUGCGCAGCUGGCAUUGCUCGUUCUUCUAGUCAUUGUGUUGGCUAUCGUUGGGAUGUUGUACAUCGGGCGAGGAUCUAUUGUCACGACUUUCAUAGUGUGCUAUGCUCUUACAUCGUUUAUUUCUGGUUAUGUUAGCGGUGGGCUUUACUCAAGGAAUGGGGGUAAAAGCUGGAUAAAGUCCAUGAUACUCACAGCAUCAUUGUUCCCAUUUAUGUGUUUUGGAAUUGGUUUUGCAUUGAAUACGGUUGCUAUCUUCUAUGGGUCGCUAGCAGCUAUUCCUUUUGGGACUAUGGUGGUUGUCUUCAUAAUUUGGGCAUUCAUCUCCUUUCCUUUGGCACUUCUAGGCACUGUUGUUGGCAGGAACUGGAGCGGAGCUCCAAAUAAUCCUUGCCGUGUGAAAACUAUCCCUCGUCCUAUUCCUGAGAAAAAAUGGUAUCUCACCCCUUUUGUGGUUUCACUCAUGGGAGGACUUCUUCCUUUUGGCAGUAUCUUCAUUGAGAUGUAUUUUGUCUUCACAUCCUUCUGGAAUUACAAGGUGUAUUAUGUCUAUGGUUUCAUGUUGCUGGUUUUCUUGAUCCUCAUUAUUGUCACAGUCUGUGUAACCAUUGUGGGCACAUAUUUCUUGCUGAACGCCGAGAACUACCACUGGCAGUGGACUUCAUUCUUUUCUGCUGCUUCCACGGCUGUCUAUGUGUACCUUUACUCUAUUUACUAUUAUUAUGUGAAGACCAAAAUGUCAGGCUUCUUUCAGACUAGCUUCUACUUUGGCUACACUCUAAUGUUUUGUCUCGGUUUAGGAAUACUUUGUGGUGCUGUUGGUUAUCUGGGCUCUACUCUGUUUGUGAGAAGAAUCUACAGAAACAUCAAAUGUGAUUAGCCAAGAACCAGACGAGGGGUGUCUUAUGAAGCCAACACAUUCUCCUUAAGUGCAAGACUGCGUGAGCUUAAGGUGAAUCGCCGAUUAAAAUAUUUUGACGCUCACCAAUGCAAGGGAUGCUAUAUUUUCUUUACGCUUCAGUUCCCUUCUGAUCUCUGUUGUUAGGUGCUGAAUUCGUUUCUCAUGUAGUUAGCAGCAAUACUUUAUCCAGUGCGGACGUAGUGUUAUAUCUGGCAGGCAACAUAACACACUGCUUUCUUACUUGAUUUUGUUGUGAGCAUGAACCCAAGAGUUGUACCUGUUCUGUCAUUUGUUUUCUCCUCUUUUUACAGCCCCUAUUUCAUCUAA